AUGGGUUGUUUCAGUGUAAUCUUUCACCAUGGAGGAAACUUUGUGCAUGAAAAUCACACGUUUUAUACGGGAGGGAGUGAAACCAUCGUGGUAGGUCAAGACUCUGAUAAGUGGAGUUUCUUUGAAGCUGUCGGUUUGGUCAAAGACAAGGGUUAUGAUGGCUUUAGGCUUUGGAGGAAGAUUCCACAAAUGGACGAAGGGUUUACUCAUGUUGUUGAUGAUGCACAAGUUGGAGACAUUGCCAAUCACUGCAUGUCUUGUAAAGUGGAUGGACACAUUUGGGUAGAACAUGGGGUUCAAGACAUUAGGACCAAGAUGUUCAACCCUGAUAUUGAAAUGUUUAAUGAUUGCAGUGAAAAUGAAAAUACUGAUGAUGAUUACAUAAUAUUUGAUGACAGUGAAGAAGAAAGAGCAUGUGAAGUAGAAGAUGAACACUUUAAGCGAGUGGAAGUAGAAAUAUAUGUAAGUGGGAAUAGGGUUGAGGUAAAUGGUAAAUCAUUGACAAGGCCGGAUACCAAUAUUUCCAAAAAAAAAAGGAGGAAUGCAAAUAACUUUGGAAAGACUGAGGUUGAUUAUGAUAGUGAAGAGCUGGAUAGUUCAGACCCUAAUGAAAGUGAGAAGGAGGAUGAGAGACCAUCAAACCAAAGUAUGAGCAAUUCAGAGGUGAGCUUCAAGUUAGGUAUGGAAUUCAAACCUCUGGCUAAAUUUAAGGAUGCAAUUAGGGAGUGGUCUGUGUUAAAUGGAAGAGAGAUAACAUUUGUCAAGAAUGAGGGCUACAGGGUAUCUAAACUAGUUUUUGAAAAGAGGAAGUCACAAGGUAAAGUUAAAGUUAGUGAAAUCAUGUCUGAACUGCGCCAAAAAUACUUAGUUUCCAUAACCCUAGGCAAGGCUUGGAGAGCUAAAUCAAUGGAAGAGAAAAUAAUUGAAGGGGAUGUAAAGGAGCAAUACAACAUGCUCUGGAGUUAUGUAGCUGAGCUAAAGAAGCAUUGUGCUGGUAAUACUGUCAAGAUUAACACUUUGAGGCCAUUGCCAACCAUACAACCAAGAUUUGAAAGGUUUUAUGUUUGGUUUGAUGGUUGUAAAAAGGGGUUUACUAAGGCAUGUAGACCUUUUAUGGGAGUAUAUGGGGGCCACCUUAAGACCCAAUAUGGAGGACAAUUACUAGUAGCUAUUGCAAGGGAUUCAAAUGACCAAUAUGAUCCUUUGGCUUUUGGUGUAGUUGAGACUGAAACUAAGGACAACUGGAAAUGGUUUAUGUAG
Messenger RNA from Vicia villosa (hairy vetch), 1260 nucleotides. RefSeq lists its product as uncharacterized. NCBI's taxonomy places the organism in Eukaryota, Viridiplantae, Streptophyta, Magnoliopsida, Fabales, Fabaceae. The transcript is spliced from 3 exons. The coding region runs from base 1 to 1260 and encodes 419 amino acids. The record is from RefSeq and is a predicted model, not a curated record.